AUGGAUACUUCCACGGCACGCUCAGGCCCAGGUCUCGAAGACCAAUUGCGGAAUCUGAUCCUCACAAACGGACCACCAGGUAGCCAAUCUACGGAAGAGUCCGCAGCCUCCCAGCCAACUGCCAGCCCAGGUGAUGUGAAUGAACACCAUAAAGCCAAAAAGAGGCCGAACCAAGCACAGCGGCGUCAGAUGAAUGCCCAGUUCAAUAUCCCAAUUGACCCCCGGGCCCCAGCAUCUCCCGAAAGCCAGAGACAUGGCCGUGGUCAUUCCGGUCCAGGAGCUCAGAGGUGGCGUAACCAAGGUCAAGGCCCUGACCCCAGGCAAACAGACUCGCACCAGCAUGGAAAUGCAAGCCAUUUUCAUAACAACACCAUGCCAUCGAAGCCCUAUGGGCAUGGUCAUGGCCCUCACAAUAACCAGUCCUCUUCUGGCUACUACUCUCCCCAGAAUAAACGUACGCAGCGGGGAUCUUUUGGCCAGCAAUCGCCUUCCAGCUGGCGCGGCUCUCAUUCUAGCCCAUCUCAGCAGCCUCGCAGACUAGUCUUCCGCCCCGAAGAGAUUGUGAACCAAUCGGCCUUUUUGGAGCAACUUAGCUUCCAGGUCGUCUCAGGUUCAGAGAUAGAGCGAGCCGAGAUUUCUGAGAAAGAAGCGUUCCGAAUGAGAAUUGAGAGUAUCAUCAGGGAUGUGAUAACACAGCAUGAGCAAACACUCGCCCAGCGAUGGGACUUUCCAUCUCCCUCAGUUGAGCUCAAAUGUUUUGGCAGUCUUGCCUCCGGAUUCGCAACUAAGGCGUCGGAUAUGGAUUUGGCUCUUCUCUCUCCGUGCUCGCGGAUUCCGCCAGAUGCCAAAGAGUCCCCUAUUCCUCGCCUCAUUGAGAAAGCGCUUCUCGAUGCUGGAUUGGGUGCCCGGCUACUGAGUCGCACCCGUGUGCCUAUCAUCAAGCUCUGUGAAAAACCUUCGCAGCAAUUGUAUGAUGACUUAUCUGCGUACCGCAAAGCCUGGGAGGAUGGACUUCAUGAUCUCCACGACGGACAAGAGGAGGAUGAAGUAGAGCCCGAGACACCCGGCAAUCCAGCGACAGAGGAACAUGAAGAACCGGUCGCAGAGUCUCCCAGAGGAGACAAUGCCAUCUUAAAAUCUGACGAGUUCGAGAUUCCCUCUCCUCAGGGUGGAGAGCCGCAGCGAUUUUACCUCAGGCAGGGACCUAAAGCCAGCAUCUCGGCGUACUCAGCUCUUGCAAAGCUUGUGUUACGCAAGGCUGGCGGGCGUGACGUCCGUGGAGCAACCUCGUAUAAUUUCUCCGACCACGAAUGGGACGUUUUGAGCAGGGUCUGUGCAGCUUUUGUGCGUGGUCUUUCUGACUCGGAGCUGCGACAAAGACUCCAAAGUUAUCCAUCUCUUCAAUUCAAAUCUGGGAACAAUCAGCCGGACCGACAUUCGAUGAAGGCAGUAUCGUGUCAGAUUGAGGGAGAGCAGUUUCUGCUUGACCUCAAUCGCCUCUGCGAGAAAUCCGGGGUUGAUAUUCGCCAAUUCCAGACCGACCAGACAAUGAUGGCCUGGUCAGAGUUACAGUACCGAACUGACUAUGGUGUCGACCCUGUGCAAUACACCAGGGAGGUCCAGAAUGCUUUAGAGAGACUGAGAAAAGUCCCCUUCAGCCGGAUUAUUCUGCUGGAGCAGGGGCCCGGUGAAACACCCACAUCGUAUCACAUUCGGGCUGCCAUUGCCCUUCAUGAACUCGUAAAGGAACCCGGUCCAGACGCUAAAAGCCUCGAAAGGGCCACAGUUGGGCACUACAUUUCAGGUAUCUCGACGCAUGAGCUUCGGCUCGCUCUCGAGGCCGAAUAUGAGGGAGCGUCACAAAAAUGGAGUCUUGAUACAGUUUCCCGCAGGCACAAGGCCCUCACCCUGGCUCGCGAAUUUGCCAGGACUCUGGAGAAGAGUGUUUUUAAAUCGGAAAAUGUUCCCGAUAUCCAAGAGUAUAUCAAGAUACUUCGGACACCGCCACAAAUCACAGCUGAUGGUCACAUUGAGGAUCCCGUCACACCAGAGAUAUCAGCAUUGGUAUCCCGGGUGAGAGCCGUGACGGACCCGUACGCAUUAACUCGUAAUCAGCAGAAUCAAAAGUACAAGGACCAAUUAGAGUUUCCAAGCUCUGGAUGCGGUGUUCAGUGUGAUAUCAACUUCUCGGCUCUCCUCGCACUGCAGAACACCAUUCUUCUACGCUGUUAUUCGCUCACUGACCCGAGGGUGCGACCAAUGGUGCUAUUUGUGAAGCACUGGGCCAAAAUGAGGGGUAUCAAUUCAGGCUAUCGAGGCACUUUGAGCAGCUAUGGCUAUGUUCUCAUGGUGUUACACUAUCUUGUCAAUGUGGUGCAGCCCUUUGUGUGCCCCAACCUACAACAGCUUGCCCCACCUCCACCACCUGGUAUAUCACCAGCCGAUAUCGAGAAAAACACUACACUUUGCGGUUACCGUGUUAAUUUCUGGCGCAAUGAAGAAGAAAUUAUGCACUUGGCUUCCCUGAAUCAGCUGAACAGGAAUACUGAGUCAAUCGGCAGCCUCUUGCGAGGUUUCUUUGAAUAUUAUGCCCAGAACAACUUCCUUAGCAACAGACAAGGCAAAGGUUUUGACUGGGGACGAGACGUUCUCAGUAUUCGUACCCCUGGGGGACUCGUUUCGAAACAGGAAAAGGGAUGGACUGGGGCCAAGACAAUCUACGAGCCACAGGGCGACGCCGCCCAGCCUACAGAGCUGAAGUCGCCUCAGCCCGCAACAGAUACCGAUACCCAAUCAGCAAAGCCCCGUGGAAAGGCCGGAGACUUCAAGGAGGUCCGCCUUCGGUAUCUCUUUGCCAUUGAAGACCCGUUUGAACUCGAUCAUAAUGUUGCUCGGACCGUCACACAUAACGGCAUCGUCUCCAUUCGUGAUGAGUUCCGGCGGGCGUGGCGGAUAAUCAAGCAAUCCGGAUGCGGGGCAAUCAAUGAAGACCUCUUGCAGAACUGCCAAGAUGAGCAGCAGCAGCCGCAACAGCAGCAAUCACCCGAGGGGGCUACAGUUUCACUUUCAGACGUCAUGCUUGACAUCCAUGGUCCUGGAAUAUUUGAAGAUCAAAAGUGA
Clonostachys byssicola is the source of this 3120-nucleotide messenger RNA. NCBI's taxonomy places the organism in Eukaryota, Fungi, Ascomycota, Sordariomycetes, Hypocreales, Bionectriaceae. The record is from the annotation of a GenBank genome assembly.